CACACCCAGCGCUGUUCGUUUCUUGUUGCUUACUUGGUUCGUCAUUCAUUCAUUCAUCCAGCAUUCAUUCAUUCAUUCAUUCAUUCAUUCAUUCAUUCAUUCAUUCAUUCCACACACAGAAACUAUAUAUACAAGUGAAACUAGAGCUAGACCGAGGAGAAAUAAAUAAAUAUAAUCGAUCAUGGCGGAGACGGCGAUCGCGGCGGUGCUGUCCAAGUUCGGCGAGCUGGCGGCAAGCGAGGCGAAGAUACUGCUGGAGGUGGGCGACGACAUGACGCUCCUCCGCGACCGCCUCGAGUGGCUGCAGGCCUUCAUCCGUGACGCAGACCGGAAGCGCCGCGCCGGCACCGACCAGCUCACUAGUGUGUGGGUGCGCCAGACACGCGACGUCGCCUUCCAAGCCGAGGACACGCUCGACGAAUUCGUUUACCAGGUGGAACUGAGAAGCCAGGGCUAUCGAUGCUGGAAGAAAAUGUGGCGAAAAUACUUGAUUGGUUUGUGCACCCAAAUCGUCAGUCGACAUGUGUUGUCUGCCCAGAUCAAAAGGAUCAAUAUGAGGCUUGAAAAAAUAUCAGAAAACCAAAAGGAGUACAACAUCGGGCAUACACCAUUAGCGCCAGUGACGUCUUCCACUACAGCCACUUCAGCAUGGUUGGAUGAUGCUGUGGGUCUUGAGGGUGAUGUGGCGACACUAGAGCAAUUAUUGCUUCGCGAAGAUCACACAAGGCAAAUGUUCAUUUCCAUACUCGGGGAGAGUGGUGUUGGAAAGGAGACCCUUGUAAAUAUCUUAUAUAAUAAGCAAGUGGAGAAUACCACAUGUGUGUUCAAAGUUAUCUUUUGGUACAGUGCGCCACCGGAUUCCACCGUGGAGGAUCUCCUCCAGCAAAUCUACGAGAGGGCAGUAGAUUGGUGCACAACACAAGAAAUUGCAGACCUCCAUCAACCAAAGAAAGAUGACAAUAUUGAUGAUAUCUCUGAGAAGCUUCGAAAUCUCUUGGCGGGGAAGAGGUAUCUAUUGAUUGUCAAUGGCAUAUCCUCCAAAACCAUGCUCAACUGUGUGAGGGCAAGCCUGCCAGAUGACGAUAAUGGAAGUCGAGUGCUGCUCAUAUUGGACACUGAGAACGAAGAAGUUGCAUGGCAUGCUAAUGCCAUGAACCAAAUGGACUUUAAUGGGAUCCACAUGUUGAGCCGUUUUGAUGAAAAAAGAAGCGGACAAUUGUUCCAUUCGAGGGCCUUUAGGAGAGAAGAAGUAUCUGAUGAUGGAUCAAAGGAAGACAUGAAGAUGACCAACAACAAUUAUGACAAAAUUGUGUAUGAAAUAACUGGAGGUUACCCUCUGGCUAUAGUGGUUCUUGCUGGACUACUCCGUUUCAAGGAAAGGCCCGGACAGUGGGAAGCAGUGCUACAGCAGCUCAGGCCUAGGCCAAGAAUGACAGAAGCACCGCUACAACAAGGUGGUAGUAGGGAAGAAGGAAUUAAAGUUGUACAAUCAUCCACAACUCAUGCUAAAAACCUUGUGUCCAUAGGAACAACAACAACGAUUGAGAGGGUCUUCUGGGCAAGCUAUGAAGACCUUCCCAAUGACCUCAAGUCAUGCUUCCUAUACUUUGUUGCUUACCCAAAGAAUACCAACUGGUCUGCUAGUGAGAUCGUGCGGAUGUGGAUGGCUGAGGGAUUCAUCAAGCCACAGAAGGGCAAGACUAUGGAGGAGCUAGGUCACAACUACCUCAAGGAGCUAGUCUUGAGAUGUCUUGUUCAGACUGUUGAGAUGAAUGAUGCUAGUGUUAGUGAGGUCUGUGUUCACAGAAGGCUCCAUGGGUUCCUGCAGUCAGAGGCUCGCGAGGCUGGCUUCAUGGAGGUUCAUGACAUGCAUCAUGUCUUUGUUCCACCAUCGGUGCGCCGCCUUUCUUUCACCACUUUUGGUGGCAGGUAUACCCCACUCACCAACAAGUUAUUUCCUAAGUUGCGUUCCUUCAUAUGUUGGGUCGUCCAGAGGGAGCAACAUCAUCAGAGCAACAGCAACAUCCAAGAUGCGAACAAGAAGCAGCAUGGGCAUGAUCUCAAGUUCUUGUGUGGCUCCAAGUUCCUUCGUGUAAUCAGCAUCCAGGGAAUAACGAUUGAGAAGUUGCCAAAUAAGAUUGGUGACAUGAUCCACUUGCGCUACUUAGGUGUCAAUUGUAAGGACCUCAAGGAGCUCCCGUCCAGCAUUAAGAGGUUACUCAACCUGCAGACGCUAGACAUAAGUGACACUCAAGUUGAGAUGAUUGACCUAGGAUUCUGGAAGAUCAAGACCCUCCGGCAUGUGCUUGCAGAGAAGCUCGCCCUUCCAGAAACCAUCGAGGAGGAACUGGACAACCUGCAAACACUAUUUGGUGUAAACCCUACCCGAGGAGGAGAAUGGAAGGGACAAAGAAGUCCACUCCACAAGAUGCCCAAUCUCCGGACACUGAAGCUGCAAGGAAUCACACAUGAAAAACAUGGGGCAGCACUAGAGAGUGCUCUUGUGGAGAUGCAACUUCUUGGUUACUUGAGCUUGCAAGCUGAUGUGAUUCCUUCAUGCGUCUUCAGCGCACCAAGCCUUCGAUUCCUUGACACGGUAGAGCUGCUGGAUGGCACUGUGAAGUGGCCUGAGGUUGGGUGGGAUGUUAGCAAGGUACGACCGAACCUCAUUCAGAUCAAACUCGGAAAUACCAAUGAGGUGCCCCAUCACAUCGAGGAGAAAAUAAGCACGAUACUCAUAAAAGAGUAAGCCACCAUGGGUGAAGGAAUUGAAGCUGCAACAUGCAUGAUCCGGUUUCAUGCAUGGUUUCUAUAUCUCCAUCUACUCUAUCCUUCAAUUUGUGAAACAAUUGUCGUGUUGUAUAUAUCGUGUCCUUAUGUGAAUUAUUUGUUGUGUAUGAGUGUCUUCAAAAAAAAAAUAAAAAUGUAUGUGAGUGUAUUUCUACAUGAUGUCAAUAGUCUUGAACA
Sorghum bicolor (sorghum) is the source of this 2967-nucleotide messenger RNA. RefSeq names its product putative disease resistance RPP13-like protein 3. The record is from RefSeq and is a predicted model, not a curated record. Lineage: Eukaryota; Viridiplantae; Streptophyta; Magnoliopsida; Poales; Poaceae. Gene Ontology annotation, molecular function: ADP binding. The transcript has 3 exons. Gene Ontology annotation, biological process: defense response to other organism. Bases 182 to 2749 code for a protein of 855 amino acids.